This is a messenger RNA of Actinia tenebrosa (Australian red waratah sea anemone), 1270 nucleotides long. RefSeq names its product phosphatidylserine synthase 2. Lineage: Eukaryota; Metazoa; Cnidaria; Anthozoa; Actiniaria; Actiniidae. Gene Ontology annotation, molecular function: L-serine-phosphatidylethanolamine phosphatidyltransferase activity. The record is from RefSeq and is a predicted model, not a curated record. Gene Ontology annotation, biological process: phosphatidylserine biosynthetic process.
GGAUAUAUCCCAGUCCUCCUCAUUCAUUACAGGUUGUUAAUAAAAGUUCAACAGGUUUUUUUCGAAGGGAUUCCAAACAACAUCCAACAUAAAAACACCCCAAACCAACCCUGAUCUCUUCAAUAACACGUCAUGGACAAGCUAAAAGGGUCUGAGGGUCUGAGGUGAGGAUAUAUCCCAGUCCUCCUCAUUCAUUACAGGUUGUUAAUAAAAGUUCAACAGGUUUUUUUCGAAGGGAUUCCAAACAACAUCCAACAUAAAAACACCCCAAACCAACCCUGAUCUCUUCAAUAACACGUCAUGGACAAGCUAAAAGGGUCUGAGGGUCUGAGGUGAGGAUAUAUCCCAGUCCUCCUCAUUCAUUACAGGUUGUUAAUAAAAGUUCAACAGGUUUUUUUCGAAGGGAUUCCAAACAACAUCCAACAUAAAAACACCCCAAACCAACCCUGAUCUCUUCAAUAACACGUCAUGGACAAGCUAAAGGAGUCAACCGAGUGUAGAUGUACUUGUGGACAGUGCUGUUGUAAGAGUUCUAUGGAGAAAGUCAUGAAGUUAAGUGAGCAAUCAACAGUACGAGCCAAUGGUGGAGACCAUGUUGAACGACGUCCUUUUGCCAUCGCAUGUGAAUGGGACCGAAAACAGACCCAACAAUUUAGUGAUGAUGGCACUAAUACCUUUUUCUGGCAAGCACAUACCAUCACAGUCCUUGUUGGAAUGCUUGCUGUGCUUGUAUAUGUUGCAUUGUUUGAGUUAACACCAAUGGACAGUCAAUAUAAUACCAAAAGAGGAUUGUUCGCUUGUGUAAUGGUGUUCUUGUUGUUUGGUGUCACUCAGAUCAGAGACGGAUCAUUCUGAUGCUCGACAGUUGUUAAAAUAUUUUGACAAAAGUCUUGGAGAACCAUUACCAGAGACAUUGUACUGCGAUGAUUGUUCACUCUAUACUCCUGGCCAUCCAGAUGGUCCAUUUCAUAACUUCAUGGAAAAGUGUGACUUUUUUGUGUUCUGCCACUUGAUUGGAUGGUGGGCCAAGGCGCUGAUGAUCCGGGAUUGGUGGUUGUGUACUGUAAUUAGUGUUUUAUUUGAGAUUCUUGAAUAUACGCUGGAACAUCAACUGCCGAAUUUCUGUGAGUGCUGGUGGGACCAUUGGAUAAUGGAUGUGUUGUUAUGUAACGGUUUUGGAACAUACCUUGGGAUGAAGACUUGUGACUACCUGGCUAUCAAGAAUACAAACACUAUUAAGUGUGCAACAUAGUGGUGAGUAUCCCCGUCU